GUAACCAAACUCUUGACGGCUGGAUUCAUCCGGGAGGUAUACUACCCAGAAUGGCUCGCCAACGUCGUCCUGGUAAAGAAACCCAAUGGAAAGUGGAGAAUGUGUGUAGACUUCACUGACUUGAAUAAAGCAUGCCCAAAGGACAGCUUCCCUCUACCAAGGAUAGACCAACUCGUGGACUCUACCGCUGGACACAAGUUGUUGACGUUCAUGGACGCCUUCUCAGGGUACAACCAGAUAAAGAUGGCUGAAGAAGACCAGGAGAAGACCGCCUUCAUCACCAGCCAGGGACUCUAUUGUUACAAGGUGAUGCCUUUUGGGUUGAAAAAUGCUGGAGCUACAUACCAGAGGUUGGUAAACAAAAUGUUCAACCAACAAAUUGGCAGAAACAUGGAGGUAUACGUAGACGAUAUGCUCGUCAAGAGUAAGGAAGAGCUCGCUCAUCUGGACGACCUGGAGGAGACUUUUGCAACCCUGAGAAAACACCAGAUGAAGCUGAAUCCUAACAAAUGUGUUUUUGGGGUAGCCUCGGGAAAAUUCCUGGGAUUCAUGGUGUCCCAGAGAGGAAUAGAAGCCAAUCCAGAAAAAGUACAAGCUAUCAUUGACAUGGCUCCACCCAAGACCGUCAAGGAUGUACAAAAACUUACGGGAAGGAUAGCAGCUCUAAACAGGUUCGUCUCUAGGGCCACAGACAAAUGCUUGCCCUUUUUCAAAACCCUCAAGCAGGCCUUUGCUUGGACUGACGAAUGCGAAGCAGCGUUCCAAGAGUUGAAGCGAUAUCUGAGCAGUCCACCUCUCCUAAGCCCGUCCAAAGGAGGGGAGAACCUAUAUUUGUACCUGGCAGUAUCAGCCUCGGCAGUCAGCUCAGCAUUGAUUAGAGAAGAAGGCAAGAAGCAACUCCCGGUGUACUACGUCAGCCAGGCCUUUCAAGGAGCCGAGUUCAGGUACCCAAGAAUUGAAAAGAUUGCGUUCGCGCUUAUAGUAGCCUCGCGCAAGCUCAGACCUCAGUUUGACAUCGAGUACCAUCCAAGAGCAGCCAUCAAGGCACAAGCUCUGGCUGACUUCAUCGCUGAAUUCACUCUUCCAGACGAAGAAGGGACUACCGACGAAGUUGAUAAAUGGAUAAUACAGACAGAUGGUUCGUCAGCCCAAAAGAGAGGGGGAGUAGGGGUCGUCAUAACCACCCCCGACGGAGAAGUGAUGAAAUAUGGAGUUCAACUGGAGUUCCCAGCCACCAAUAACGAAGCCGAAUAUGAAGGAAUAUUGACGGGCUUGAGACUUGGAAAAGCUCUUGGUGCCAAAAACUUGCUUAUCCAGAGUGAUUCAAAGCUGGUAAUCGGACAGAUCAGUGGAGAGUACGAGGCAAAGGAAGAAAGGAUGCAGAAAUACCUUAAACUGACAAGGCAGUUAACCCAAGAGUUCGACACAGCGGAUUUCGUCCAGAUACCAAGAAACCAGAAUAUUGGAGCUGAUGAAGUGUCAAAACUAGCGUCGUCAGAAGCAGGAAGGACGAGCACAGACGUGGCAAUAGAAAUUCAGAAGUACCCAAGUAUUGAAGAGGUGGCAGUGCUCACCACCCAGAGCACCAACACCUGGAUGACGCCCUUAAUAUCCUUCCUCCGAGACGGGCGCUUACCCCAGAAUACUGAUGAAGCCAGAAAGGUCAAAAAGAGAGCAGCCAGGUUCACGAUCCUAAAUGACGUCUUGUACAAAAGAGGCUUCUCUAUGCCCUACCUGAAGUGCGUCGACGAGGACGAGGCCAAAUACAUCCUAGAAGAAGUACACGGAGGAGUCUGUGGCGACCAUGCCGGCCCCAGAUCCCUAGUAAACAAGGUGAUAAGAGCGGGGUACUUUUGGCCAACCAUACAGGGGGAUGCUGCUAACCUCGUCAGAAGAUGCGACAGAUGCCAGCGGUACGGAAAUGUACAACGGCUUCCAGCAGAGAAGAUGACGACCAUAUCCUCCCCAUGGCCAUUCGCGCAAUGGGGAAUCGACAUCGUCGGUCCUCUGCCCCAAGGUAAAGGUCAGGCAGCACAGGUCGACCAUGAGGCCUAUAAAUCACUGAGUAACAAGAUUCCGCCUUGA
Messenger RNA from Quercus robur (English oak), 2085 nucleotides. RefSeq lists its product as uncharacterized. The record is from RefSeq and is a predicted model, not a curated record. NCBI's taxonomy places the organism in Eukaryota, Viridiplantae, Streptophyta, Magnoliopsida, Fagales, Fagaceae. The transcript has 3 exons. Gene Ontology annotation, molecular function: RNA-DNA hybrid ribonuclease activity; nucleic acid binding. The coding region runs from base 100 to 2085 and encodes 661 amino acids.